Molecule: messenger RNA, 894 nt
Organism: Effrenium voratum
Lineage: Eukaryota; Dinophyceae; Suessiales; Symbiodiniaceae
Source: the annotation of a GenBank genome assembly
GGCUCGUACCUCAUUGAUUUUAGCGUCGGGUCAUGCACCGCGAGCUGCGCAGGGAGAGAGAGCUUGGCCGAUGCCGCGUGCCUCUCUUCGCCGAGGCCUGAGUCAUGAGAGCGGCUCACUUGCAGAAGCUGAAUCAUCUGGCCACAGCGAUUCCUCCGAUGUCUUCGCCGACAUGUGGGGCGCCUUUGCGGGCUUUAGCAGACCGGAGAGGACGCCGAGGAACUUGCAGCACUGGGUGGAUCGCACCAUGGACAGCUCUGACUCACGUGAGUCGGGCUCUGUGCAAAAGCAUUCCAGCUCCAACUCAGACGACAAGACAGGUGGCCAUGGAGACAAUCCCAGUGCAAAUCCGCCGAACCCUUCGUUGCGUCCGCCAGCUCCAACCUUGCGACCUUCACAAGAGCCAGCGCGAAAAGAUCGAGAGCCGCCGGGCGUGGCAUUCUCGUCCGUGGGCUCGAGAUUUCACAGCCAAGGAAGGUGCAUGCCGUGCCGCUUCGUCUCGUUGCCGGAUGGCUGUCGCAAUGGCGUGGAGUGCGGUUUUUGCCACGACGUGGAGCAUGAGACCGACGCGAACAGUGCCCAGCGCCCGCCAAAAGGCGUCCGCUCUGGCUAUAAGAAGUCUGUGAACCAGGUCUUGGAGUCCGACCUGUCAGAGGAGGACAAACGGCAGGCCUUGAAGCAACUGGCCCUAAAAAGCCCCUACAUCAAGGCGCUAGUAAGAAAGGCAAUGCCGGACUUGGUUGACGAGGACGCGAAAUCCCAGAGCGGUGCGAUGCCGCGCACUCCUGGGUUACAGCCGUCAACGCGGCUGUCCUUGUAAGCGCUGCAGAUAAGUAGCUCGGUGGACGCUUUAGUUCACAAGAACGUGACGUGGCAGUGGCAGUUGGAAUUCCC